Trichoderma aggressivum f. europaeum is the source of this 2688-nucleotide messenger RNA. RefSeq lists its product as uncharacterized. The coding region runs from base 1 to 2688 and encodes 895 amino acids. The transcript is spliced from 3 exons. NCBI's taxonomy places the organism in Eukaryota, Fungi, Ascomycota, Sordariomycetes, Hypocreales, Hypocreaceae. The record is from RefSeq and is a predicted model, not a curated record.
AUGCGUUACGAUAUACUCUUCAGCGCCUCGUUGGGCAUGUUCUUGGCUGCUCAGCCCGCACAGGCUGGUCCAUUGCCGCACUUGAGAGCCAGAAUGCCCAACGUUGCGCGAGCUGACACAACUGCCGUAUUUCAGACGUCGGCAGUUCCUAAUGAGCAAGGACCUACUUCUGAACCCGCUGCGUCCUCAGCCGAAACUCCUCGCCCCAUCUUUCAAACCUUGACGGGCUCGUCAGUAGAUAUACCCGACUCUCUCACCUCUGGCACGCCUUCUCAGGUUCAGAGCCAAGCUCCAGUCACUUCUUCGGCCCCAGGAAUCACUGUCAUCCCAAUCGUGGACUCUUCAACCACUGCAGGCGUUGAAACGAGUGCUCCAGCUGAAACGAGUGCUCCCGCCGCCGCACCAACCACGUCUAGCAGUGCUGUCGAGACUUCUACCGAGGCUUCUCUUCCAAUCACGGCCAGUACGGCCGUUGGUAUUCCUACUACGAGUGCUGCCCCGGCUACUUCUACCGAGCUUGCCAGUACAAGUGCAACUAGCCAGGUUGCUGACCAGUCCACGACAAUUGCGUUGCCAGAUGAUAGAGCCACCACCAGUGUUUCCUCAGAGGGAUCCAGCACCGUCGCUGGCACUUCUACCAAUGUUGCUACCUCGACUACAGCUCACAGUACCUCUGUGGGAGGGACAACCUCUGUGGGAGGAACAACUUCUGUAGGGGGAACAACAACCUCUAUCGGAGGAACAACAACCUCAGAAAAGCCUUCGUCGACAGAGGCAACUCCUCAGACAACACCAACAGGUGCUUCAACUACUGGAUCUGAGGCUUCAAGCUCUGCUACCGUAAACACAGAGUCUCAGACGGCGACAACCGGGGUUAAAGAGUCUACAACUGCGCCUCUGACAACUGGUAAUGCCGCUUCUUCUGCAAGCACCGAGACUUUGGCCACUACAAACACUGCGCCUGCCACUACUGCUUCAACCACGGCAGCUCAGACUCGGACUCAGACAACUGAUCCUGUCUCUGAGACUACGGCUUCAACAACGCAGACGAGUGCUACUACUUCUGCUACUUCUGCUACUACUGAGGCUACCUCUUCUGCUAUCACUGAAGCUACUUCGGCAUCGCAGACUCAGGCCCCAGGAACCACUGCUGCCGAGUUCACCACGAGCUCUAUCCCCUCAAAGCCGGUAGUCGACUCUACAAGUCUAACCCAGCCUCACUCUACCACCAGCGCGGCUCCCACAUCCACCGGAGGAAGCAGCCUGACUUCAAGUACUACCAAUCCUGGAACUACUGUUGCAACGUCCGAGACCGCAUCUUCUACCGAGUCGCCAACGACCUCAGCCUCAGCCUCAACCUCAGAGACUGCUUCAACUCAUGACACGGUGUCUAGCUCCACGUCAAUCCCGUCCACCGCUGCCACCAGUGCCACCAGCGAAGCGCUCUUCUUGACUUCAUCAGCCCCAGCGGAAGUCACGGCGCCCCCAACCUCUGCAUCCUCCACAGCCUCGUCGACUUCAAGCUCGACCUCAUCCGAGGCCAGCACUUCCAGUCAGGCUGCCACUUUACCAGCUUCAAAGCCGCAGAGCACCCUGACGAAGCCUGUAUUCCUCCCCACCCCUGAGCUCCCUGCUCCCAGCUCUUCGACGAGCUCUGCGCCAUCAACCACCGCAGCCCCCCCGUCGUCGUCAGCCUUGCCUCCGCCCCCACCGCCGACAACCACGGCCACGUCUACGACAAGGCUCACUGCUACUGUCACCGUUCAGCCUACGGGAACACCCGACGUCGCCGUCCCUACUGCCUUCACCACCUUUCCCACUGGCACCUCAACCGUUCCGGCUCAGGUCUUUGCGAGCAAUCUCGCCCAGGCCCAGCAAUACAACAAUGUCUUCAAGGGUCUGACCCCCAAGUCUGCUUGCACCGGCUCCCAAGCGGCUUGCAUCGACGGCCAACUUGCCAAGUGCGGUCCCGACGGGGCGUUUGUCCUCGAGGCAUGCACCAUCCCGGGAAUGAAGUGCUAUGCCCUGCCAAUGACAGUUACCGAGGGCGUCGUGGUGGGAUGCCAGGACACUUCUAAAGCAGAAGACAUCCUCGGCGCCACGGGCCAACCUCAGAGCAGCGCGCCGGCCCCCACGCCGGCCCCUACGCCGGCUGUCCCCAGUGACGAUCCGGCUGAUCCUCCGGCGGUAACUCUCACCACCGUCAUCACCAUCAGCGAUCAGCCGUCCCCGCCACCUGCAACUACACCGGCCUCCUCGACAACCCCGGCUGUACCCCAGGAGCCUUCAUCCACUCCCACUCCCGAGCCUCAGCCUCAGCAGCCGACUCCGGACCCCGUCAUCCCUCCACCUGCCACCACCAGCUCCGCGGCCCCUCCUCCUCCUCCCCCCCCUUCGCCGCCGCCAGCUCCAACCACCUUCCAGACCAUCAAGACCAGCCAGCCCGCCCCCGUCAUCACGCCCCCCUCGGCCCCCGCCUUUGCGCCUCUCCCCCCUCCUAAUCCCACGAGCCUCGUCCUCAUCCCCAUCCCCGACGAUCCCGCCCCGUCAGAGCUCGCCAUCCCCAGCUCCGACAGCAAUCCUCGUACCACCGCCGUCGUCAACGGGACCCCUACCGUGUCGGUCUACUUCACGGUUACCGUCACGCAGCAGGAGAAGGAGACUGUCACCGUCACUGUCAGCGCUUAA